Oncorhynchus tshawytscha (Chinook salmon) is the source of this 3320-nucleotide messenger RNA. Its product is annotated as myosin light chain kinase family member 4. NCBI's taxonomy places the organism in Eukaryota, Metazoa, Chordata, Actinopteri, Salmoniformes, Salmonidae. The transcript is spliced from 15 exons. Bases 225 to 2105 code for a protein of 626 amino acids. Gene Ontology annotation, molecular function: protein serine/threonine kinase activity; ATP binding. Gene Ontology annotation, cellular component: nucleus; cytoplasm. The record is from RefSeq and is a predicted model, not a curated record. Gene Ontology annotation, biological process: protein phosphorylation; intracellular signal transduction; positive regulation of apoptotic process.
GCAGAGUGACUCUUACUCCAGCCCUGUACACUGAGCUAUCUCACUGUACACACAGAGAGGAGAGAAGUGGACAUCUAUAACCUGGUCUGUCCCCCCAGAGCUCACCUGAACACAGAGGUAUACACUAUAGUGUGACUCUUACUUAGACAUCACCACGACUACCACUCACGAAAGGAGAGAGGGACAGGUAAACAGACGGCUGGAGGAAAAAAGGGACCGAAUCGAUGAGAGAUAUGGGUGGGAAGGAGAAGAAGACUGUAGGCAUUACCAAUGUGCCAAAAUACCAGGGGUCAGACAAGAAGCCUUCCCCAUGCUGUGAAGGCCGUAGCAGUGAGUCAGCCCCAGGAAGCAGAAAGCAGAAUGGCAAAGUCCACCAGACCCGCUUGCCGUUCUUCAGACACCUGGAGAAGGUGGAGACCAUGAGGAGCUUCUGGGAGCUCAAACACGUGGAGCAGGAGGGAGAACGACAACAGGGUAGCCCCUGCCCUCAGCUAUUGCCCCUCAUCCUCAAGCAAGUGGAGAAGAAAGGAGACCAUCAACAGCUGAAGGACAAUGGGAUGAGGGAUGGAAAGGACAAGGUCAAACUCAGCCUGAAAGGCCUGAAAGCCCAGAAGAAGAAGAAGCCUCCACAUGCAUCGGACUCUGUAGAGACCCUUCUUCUAGACCAGGUGGAGAAGCUCAACAGGCAGAAUGCUGAACUUUCCCAUGGUAACGGGGUGGUUCUGGACAUGCUCCGCGCCCCUGUCGUCCAACCAGAGGACCUGGAGGAUCUAGAGGGGGAGGAGGAGGAGAAGAGGGAGGAAGAGGAGGGGGAUAUAUUUGGUGAAUCUGAGGAAGAGGAGGCUAGGGAGGAACAAGUUGGAGAGGAAGAGGUGGAAAAGAGAAGGGAAGGAGGGGAAGAAGAGUCAUCAUUGUCACCAGAACCUCUAGAAAGCUCUGAAGAGUUAGGUGAAGUGGCCGCCAGCAGUAACAACUGUGUCACAGAGGAGGACCUACUGAAAGAUGACCUGAAAAAGAGCAGAGUGGAGGAGAGGAAAGAGGAGGAUGAAGAGGGAGGAGUACCUGAGGGGGUAGAGCAUCAGGCUGCCCAAUCAAAGGCAGAGAAGAUGAAGGAGGAAGAAGAGGUGGAUGAUGGACAGCCAGAAGAGUACAUCAUUGACUUUACCCCUCCGCCAGCAGCCCCCUUUGACCACCGCAUUGUGACUCCAAAACCUCACCAGAUUGCUACCUUCUACGCCAUUAACAGAGACGAGGUCCUAGGAGGGGGACGUUUUGGACAAGUCCACAAAUGUGUGGAGAACUCUUCUGGACUGACUCUGGCUGCCAAGAUGAUCAAGGCCAGGAGCCAGAAAGAAAAGGAUGUGGUGAAGAAUGAGAUCCAGGUGAUGAACCAGCUGAACCACGCUAACCUUAUUCAGCUGUAUGCCGCCUACGAAUCACGCCACAACAUCAUCCUCGUCAUGGAAUAUGUGGAUGGCGGGGAGCUGUUCGACCGGAUCAUAGAUGAGAACUACAAUCUGACAGAGCUGGACACAGUGCUGUUUAUCAGACAAAUCUGUGAGGGACUACAGUACAUGCACAGGAUGUACAUCCUGCAUCUAGACCUCAAGCCCGAGAAUAUUCUGUGUGUGAGCAGAGCCACAAACAAGAUCAAAAUUAUUGACUUCGGGCUCGCCAGGAGGUAUAAGCCCAGGGAAAAGCUGAGGGUGAACUUCGGAACGCCUGAGUUCCUGGCUCCGGAAGUCAUCAACUAUGAGUUUGUCUCAUUCCCUACGGACAUGUGGAGUCUGGGGGUCAUCACUUACAUGCUGCUGACAGGUCUGUCUCCGUUCCUGGGGGACGAUGACAAUGAGACUCUGAACAACAUCCUGGCCUGUCAGUGGAACUUUGAGGGGGAGGCGUUUACAGACAUCUCUGAGGAGGCCAAGGACUUCAUCACACGCCUGCUGGUCAAGAGCAAGAGUUGGAGGAUGAGUGCCUCACAGUCACUAAAACAUUCCUGGCUGUCGGAUCACAAUCUUCACUAUCGCCUGCAUCAGAAGUCUCCCAUCCAAAACGAGAGUCCCCUCCAAAAUGACUCCCAAGACCCUGUGGGCACCUUAUGAUGACACGGGUCGGUGCCUUUUGAUGACACUGAGGCCAGGGCUCAACACUGGACCAACACUACCGUACCUCUAUAGCUACUGUAUUACUGCUUUCUACUCUGCCUCGCAUCUGUUAGCUUAGCUCUGCAGCUUGUGCAACUGAUUUAAAAACGUACCGUAAACUCACUCCACAGCUAGCUUGAAAUGUCGCUGAUAGAGCUAUCGAGUUAGAUAGCUCAAACGGUGUGUACGUUGUCAAGGAAAGCGGUCACUAUAAAAUGCACUUUAAUGUAUCACUAUCAAAUGCAAACAGAACCACUUUUUUGAACGAUCAUAUUUAUUACACUUUCAGCUUACUAUAGAUUUCAAAUAACUCAACACAGGCCUAGUUUACCAAGUCUUAUCAUACCAUUGCAUUGUAUUUGUUUGUUGGGUUUUGAUUUCAAAUAAAGCUUUGGGUGCAAUUUAUUUUCCUGGUAUUGUAAAAGUUUAGUUUCUAUAGAGUUAGGAAUUCAAUUUUACACACCUUUCUCCUUGGUUUGCCCCAUCAAACUUUUAAUAGAUCACAUUCAUUAAAAGAAAUCAAUCAUUAUCAAUCCAGGUCAACAUAAACUUGUCGAUAUUAGACAUAAUUCCUCACUAUUAACCCCUGCUGCUCUGCCCGUUGCUACUGACUUUCAUUUCUCCUGGAGCCACUGCUGUGAAUAUACUGUAAAACUGCCUCUUCUGUGCCUGCAUGCUGUUGGCUUGACCUCAACCUUUGACCUUUCUUUGCUUUCGGCCUUUGGAUGAACCCUCUCACCUUCCAUGAAGGCAUAUUACUGAUCAACAAAACACUACCUAUAUGAUUUCAUAAUUCAUGAUUAUCGCUGAAGUUAGUAGCCUAAGUGCCAGUCUGUUUGUGUUGUCAUGACAACUCCUUGUCACUCCUUGUCAUGACAGAUAUUUGCACUACCCUUCCGACUAGGCACACAAUGAAAUGAUGUUGACCCAAUGUGGAAUAGACGUUGAAUUUAUGUCUGUGCCCAGUGGGUUGUGAUUGGAGGGUAGCUGUGAGGGUUAUUGAAUUAGGGUCAAAUCCAGAAGAUUUGAUCCUGAUAUCUGAUUGCUGGGAGGCCAGAAUGUUUGGCUUGACAAUGAGCAAUGGAGUUCGCAUGAGCUACAACAGAUCUGAGACCAGUCUAUGGAGUUACAGUGGGGCAAAAAAGUAUUUAGUCAGCCACCAAUUGUGCAAGU